Messenger RNA from Aspergillus vadensis CBS 113365, 2096 nucleotides. RefSeq names its product FMN-dependent alpha-hydroxy acid dehydrogenase. The transcript has 3 exons. Lineage: Eukaryota; Fungi; Ascomycota; Eurotiomycetes; Eurotiales; Aspergillaceae. Bases 428 to 1975 code for a protein of 515 amino acids. The record is from RefSeq and is a predicted model, not a curated record. Gene Ontology annotation, molecular function: oxidoreductase activity; heme binding.
CUUAACUGUCUCGCGAACAACAACUGUGUCACAAGAAGACAGGAGGGCAGAAGAAGGGAUGGCAGGUUUAAAGACAACAAUUGGUAUAUUCUUACAGCACAACAUCCAGCCAGACAUGAAAAGUAAAGACUUUCCUAUGCGGCUACUACUGCCAGUGUCACCCCGCAACGAUGAUAUGCCGAAGCACGCGGGCGAUCAGUUCCCCGACCGCGGGAUCUCUCCGCCCAUACAACACCGGUAUAUAUCUCAGCCAAAGCCAAACCUUCACCUAUUUAAUCCCUUGCGCAUGUCUUCCUUGUGCACGACCUUCCACCCCAGGCAAUUCCAACUCCCAUUGACCACCAUUGUCUAAGUGGUGAGAACUUAUCAGCAGUAUAUCGGAUCAACCGCAGGCCUCCAUAGCAUCCUACUAGCUGCAUAGGACAAGAUGACGAAGGAGAGGCAGUUGUCUGCACAGCAGAUUUCUGAGCACAAGACGCCCGACGACUGUUGGAUUGUGGUGGACAAUCAGGUGUGGGAUGUGACGGAUUUCUUGGAAGAGCAUCCGGGCGGAUCUUCGAGUAAGACCUCAGCGUCACGGUUGACGAUACUACUAGAAUUUGAGACUGACACCUUAACACAAGUUAUCCUAAAGUAUGCCGGACGCGAUGCCACCAGAGCAUACUCUGAAGUUCAUGCUCCCAGUGUCAUCAAGGCACAUCUAUCACCAGAGCGAAAUUUGGGAGUGCUGGAUGAAGCGACAAUUAAUGAGGACUGGUUGAAGCAACCGCCCACUCAGAACCCGCCCUUGCUUCUGGAAAAUGAAAAGCCACCGCUAGACACCCUGAUAAACUCCCAUGAUUUUGAACUGGUCGCAUCGAAGACUGCUAGUAAGAAAACAUGGGCGUUCUAUUCCAGUGCUUCAACAGACCUGAUCACGAGGGAUGCGAACAAGCUGUGCUUUGACCGUAUAUGGCUCCGACCGAGAAUCCUAAAGAAUGUGCGAUCAGUCGACACGAAGACCAAGCUGCUUGGCGUCAAUACCGAGCUUCCGCUCUUCGUUAGCCCGGCAGCAAUGGCGAAGCUCAUCCACCCAGAUGGCGAGUUGGGAAUUGCUAAAGCUUGUGAGAACAAAGGCAUUUUCCAAGGAGUCUCCAAUAAUUCCUCCUAUCCCCUCGAUGAGCUGUGCAGCGCUGCACCAUCGGUAAAUAUGUUCUUUCAGCUAUACGUGAACCGCGAUCGUGAAAAGUCCGCUGCUCUCCUUCGCCAAUGCUCCGCCAAUCCCAACGUCAAAGCUAUUUUCAUCACGGUGGAUGCCGCCUGGCCUGGGAAGCGGGAGGCAGAUGAGCGCGUAAAAGCCGACGAAACACUAUCGGUCCCGAUGGCGCCAUCCAAAGCAAAGAAUGACAAGAAAGGUGGCGGUCUGGGACGAGUAAUGGCAGGAUUCAUCGAUGCCGGACUAACCUGGGAGGAUAUGGCGUGGGUGCGACAGCAUACACAUUUGCCCGUAUGCCUGAAAGGUGUCAUGUCCGCUGAUGAUGCGAUCCUUGCCAUGGAAGCCGGACUCGACGGCAUCCUGUUGAGCAACCAUGGCGGUCGGAAUCUCGAUACCAGCCCACCUUCCAUUGUCACUCUAUUAGAGCUUCACAAGCGGUGCCCGGAGAUCUUCGAUCGGAUGGAGAUUUACGUCGAUGGUGGUAUUCGGCGGGGGACCGACAUUCUUAAAGCAGUGUGUCUGGGUGCAACAGCGGUUGGAAUGGGACGCAGCAUGCUCUUUGCAACUAACUACGGCCAGGAUGGUGUAGAGCAUUUGGUUGAUAUCAUGAGAGACGAGCUCGAGACAGCCAUGCGCAAUGUAGGAAUUACUAGCCUCGACGAGGCUGGUCCCCACCUAGUCAACACAGGAGAUAUAGAUCACCUGGUCCCCAGCUCGGCCACUCAUCCAUACGCACGGAUGGUAGCGAAAGGUAGACGUCCAAUCGGACCAAAGCUAUGAUAUGAAUGAUGAGUUUUAGCCAUAAUUUCUUAGCCAGUUUGGUAAUACAGAAACGCAUCCAUGCCGCUUAGAUAGUCGCAGAAUAUCCCCAUCUCAAGCCACGGAUGUCAGGAUAUUUGAU